Trachemys scripta elegans is the source of this 3371-nucleotide messenger RNA. RefSeq names its product parathyroid hormone 1 receptor (gene PTH1R). Gene Ontology annotation, biological process: cell surface receptor signaling pathway; adenylate cyclase-activating G protein-coupled receptor signaling pathway; intracellular calcium ion homeostasis. Gene Ontology annotation, molecular function: peptide hormone binding; parathyroid hormone receptor activity; G protein-coupled peptide receptor activity. The record is from RefSeq and is a predicted model, not a curated record. The transcript has 10 exons. The coding region runs from base 1995 to 3371 and encodes 458 amino acids. Lineage: Eukaryota; Metazoa; Chordata; Testudines; Emydidae. Gene Ontology annotation, cellular component: plasma membrane.
UCUACUCAGACUGGCAUAGAGGGGGAGCAGAGAGGAAGAGUUUGCAUCAAGAGCAGGAUUAUGGCUCCCUCUCUCACACACACAGGAAGCCCUACUCUACCUUUGCAGGGAAAGAGACCCUUUUCAUAAAACUAACUGAAGGCACCCAUUCACAGCCAAGGGGAGCGCGCUCUCUCUCUCUCUAUAAAGGGCAAAGCAACCGUAGAGACUUUUUUUUUUCUCUCCAAAAAAAUAAAAGAGAAACGCACUCAGCGAAAAUUUGAUGCUUUUACCGCCUGCCCUCCAAAGAUCGAGAUCGAUCUUUUCUUGCAACGAUUCCCACCCCCCUUUAAAAAAAAAAAUCACAACCCCUGGCAGAAACCCGCUGCUUCUGCAAAACUAAACUCAAAUCCAUCAAACGAUUUGAUUCUCCAAGUUCCAAAAAGAAAUCAAGCCCCAGCAACCGAAUUAAAUGGGGGGGGGGGCAUUAUUUCGUUAUUAUUUAACUCGCCCCCCCAAAAACCAGUAUACAAGAAGGGCUGCCGCUCCGCCCUAAACAAAAUUAAACCCUUUGCUUAGGGAAAGACGGUGCCUUUUCUUGCAGCUUUAUGAAUGAAACUGACAGACAGCUCGGAGUAACGUUCCUGCCGUGAAACUAACAAGCUGGUAAAUUUCAUCGGUGGGUGUUGGUUGGGGGUGGGAUUUUAGUACAGGGGAAAAAAAGGACGUUCUAAUCUCCAGAUUGUCUUGUCUUUUGUGUGAGUGUGUGUUGGUUGAAGCGGCAGGGUCGAUGUGUUUUGAAGGCAGCAAUACAAACUGAAUAUAUCCUGGGAAGCUGGUAGAUUUUCCCAAAUGAAAAGUGUACGGCCUUCUCUCUCUCUCUCUUUAAUCUCCUCUUGUCUGUGUGGAAGUAACCGGACUGUCAGCAUGUUCAUUUCGUAAGUGAGUCUAACGCAACAGCAGCAGCAAGAGGGAGAGAGAAAAGCAGCAACUUUUCCUUUACUGGGCUGUGGUGCUUUGAUUCUUGGUUGAGGACAGGACAAGAAGCUUGUGUGUGCGUUUGUGCAAAUGGAAAAGCGUAGAUUUUGGAAAAUUUCAUGGAGUAAGUGAAAAGAGUUUUUACUGCAACAUCUAAAAUAAACUAUUUAAGGGAAGAAAAAAGAGCAGAUCUUCAGCCCCACGUUUUCAGCCCACACUCAAUUGGCUUUUUGAAAGUGCAGAUCCUUUGAGACAGGCAGAGAGGGAGAGAGAGAAGAAGAAGAAAAAAAUCCGUAUUUGUAACUAAAACACAUUGCAUCCAGGGAAGGUUGACAGAAUCAACCUCUUGUGGAGCUCAGCUGCGCUGAAAUAUACAAGCAAAAAUACCCAGCAGCACUCCUGUUUGCAUAAACGGAAUGGCGAAGUGAAAAUAUUUCCAACUUUUUUUUUAAUUUGUAACUUUCUGAUUUGUUUGCUUGCUUAAAAAAAAAACCCCUUUUUUUCCAAACUUCCCCCACCCCCAACCUCAAAGAUAAAAUUACUAGCUCUAAAAAUAAAGCAGUGGUUAAAGAUUCCCCCCCCCUCCCACACCUCUCUUGCUUACUGUGUGUUUGCGUUUGACAAAGAAAUUAUUUGAACUUCCCUCUGCCUCAUAAAAGGGAAGCAGAAUAGCAGUUUUGACAUAUGGAUGUGAUUUUUCUGCUCUGAGACAGAUGCACACACCAAACAAACAGCACCAGGAACUGCUGCUCUGACUGAACUGGGUGUUGGUGCUCCCUUCACAUGGACUCUUUCCCUACAUUUCUGAAACUGCAUCGAUUUCCAGCCAUGAGAAAGCGAAGCAAAGAACUGGGGUUUCUUGUCAUGUGCCUCUCUGGCUAAAACUGUGGAAACAAACAAGCAAAUAAUAAUUAAAAAAAAAGCUGGGAAGGAAGAAAAAUAAAAGAAAAAAAAUCAUCUACGACUGGAUCCCUGGAAGAUCCUUCGUCCUUCUACUUCCCUUAGAGAUCGUGGAUGCUGCAAUAAGUCUCUUGGAUAUGGGAUCAUAUUUGGUUUAUCACAGCCUGGGUUUGAUCCUCUGCUGCUCGGUGUUGAGUUCUGUCUAUGCUCUGGUGGAUGCUGACGAUGUCAUCACCAAAGAGGAGCAGAUCUUCCUGCUGGUAAAAGCCAAGUCCAAGUGCGAGCGCCACCUGAAAGUCAAGAUACACGAUGGUUUCUGUCUGCCCGAGUGGGACGGCAUUGGCUGCUGGCCCGAAGGCGUGCCGGGCAAAGUGGUGGCCAUGCCGUGUCCUGAGUACAUCUAUGACUUCAACCACAAAGGCCAUGCCUAUCGGCGGUGUGACGUGAAUGGGAGCUGGGAGCUGGUGCCAGGCAACAACCGCACCUGGGCGAAUUACAGCGAAUGCGCCAAGUUCCUCACCAACGAAACCAGGGAGACGGAGGUCUUUUAUCGCCUCUAUUUGAUUUAUACUGUUGGAUACUCCAUCUCUCUGGGAUCCCUGACAGUUGCUGUCCUUAUCUUGGGAUACUUCAGGCGUUUGCACUGCACAAGGAACUACAUCCACAUGCACCUGUUUGUCUCCUUCAUGCUGAGAGCGGUCAGCAUCUUUGUGAAGGACGCGGUCCUGUACUCUGGGUCAGCUCUGGAGGAGAUGGAGCAUCUGUCUGAAGAAGACCUCAUGUCCAUUACCGAGGCCCCCCCAGCGGAUAAGUCGCAGUUUAUGGGUUGUAAGGUCGUCGUCACCUUCUUCCUGUACUUCCUGGCGACCAAUUACUACUGGAUCCUGGUGGAAGGGCUCUAUCUCCACAGCCUCAUCUUCAUGGCCUUUUUCUCUGAGAAGAAGUAUCUUUGGGGCUUCACGCUGUUUGGCUGGGGACUCCCUGCUGUAAUUGUCACAGUGUGGGCCAGUGUGAGGGCCAAUCUAGCAGACACAGAGUGUUGGGACUUGAGUGCCAGCAAUUUACAAUGGAUAUUUCAGGUGCCCCUCCUGGUAGCUAUUGUGGUGAGUACCGGAUUUGAUUUGGGGUGGCGAGGGGGAUGGGAGCCAAAAGUUCAAGCCGAAAUAAAGAAGUCAUGGAGCAGGUGGACUUUAGCCCUUGACUUUAAAAGGAAAGCACGAAGUGGGAGCACGACCUAUAGCUAUGGACCCAUGGUCUCCCAUACCAGCAUCACUAAUGUAACCACCAGAGGGGCCCUAGCCCUACAUCUCAAUACGAGACUUGUACCGGGUGCCCUCAAUGGACACCGAAAUUUGCCAGGCUAUGUCAAAAAUGGCUCAAUUUCUGAAAACUCCAUGCCUUCUUCUGGGCCAGAGCAGUACAACAAAGAAGAGGAGUACCUGAACGGCUCUGGACUUUAUGACGGAGACAGACCCACGGUACUUGUUGAAGAAGAAAGAGAGACAGUGAUGUAA